This is a messenger RNA of Cryptomeria japonica (Japanese cedar), 1919 nucleotides long. Its product is annotated as cytochrome P450 750A1. Lineage: Eukaryota; Viridiplantae; Streptophyta; Pinopsida; Cupressales; Cupressaceae. The record is from RefSeq and is a predicted model, not a curated record. The transcript is spliced from 2 exons. Gene Ontology annotation, molecular function: oxidoreductase activity, acting on paired donors, with incorporation or reduction of molecular oxygen; monooxygenase activity; iron ion binding. The coding region runs from base 154 to 1710 and encodes 518 amino acids.
AGAAAAACGAUGGGUCUGAAUUUUUCAAUUCUGAUGCCGUUCUGUCGUUUAUCAUACCAAAGAAGAAACGAUAGGUGCAAGUAAACUAUAAAUUGUACCCCAGACAAAAAGAGAGGCAAGCGAAUUGAAUUCCUCGGUCUUUCAAUUGCAGAAAUGGCCUCCUUUUCAUUUGCAGAAGCACCUCCCAUGACAAUUGGAUUCUCAGUGUUAAUGGUAAUUUUCUUCUGGUGGGUACUAAAGAGAGGAAAGAAAAAUGAAAAGAGAUUGCCAUUACCACCUGGGCCAUUCGCAUGGCCUGUGAUAGGAAAUCUCCAUCAGCUCGGAGAUCUGCCCCACCGUUCUCUGGAAGAGCUCUCAAAAAAAUAUGGGUCUUUGAUGUUUAUGAGUCUCGGCUCUGUUCCCGCCCUCGUCGUCUCCUCUUCGGAAAUGGCGAAGCAGAUCUUGACAACACACGACCUGGCGUUCGGGAACAGACCCGCAACGGCGGCCGCAAGAUACGUAGCAUACGGAGAGAUUGAUCCAGGUAUGGCCCCGUACGGACCCUACUGGCGGCACAUGCGAAAAGUCUGCGUCAUGCAAUUGCUUAGUGCCAAGAGAGUCGACUCCUUUGGCUGCGUGCGAGAGGAAGAGACGGCUGCGGGCGUGCGUUCCAUUUGGGACAAGAGUAUGAACGGCAUGCUGCCUUGCAACAUCACAGCCGCCAUUGCCGCCAACAUUUCCGCCGUCAUGUGGAGGGUUUUGGCGGGCACAAACUCUGCUGCCUAUUCUGGGAGCGGCGAUGAGCUUGGUAGGAUGGUGAGCGACGUGACUGAUAUGGUUGGGGCUUUUAAUGUUGGCGACUUCUUUCCUAGUGGAGUCUGGCUUGACCAGCUGAGAGGCAUGAAGCGUCGAAUGACAAAGACUCAUGACUUCUUUGAUCGAGUGGUGGGGAAAAUUAUAGAGCAGCAUGAGGAGCGGAAUGCUAAAGUGGGUGGGGAAAAAGAGCAUGUCAAAGACUUGGUUGAUGUACUUCUAGAUAUUGAGAAGGAAGAGCCUGAGGAUGAGAAUGGUAUCAAGGUCAGCCGAGAACACACCAAGGCAACUAUUUUCGACAUGUUUAUUGGUGGAAUUGAGACAACAAUUGUUACAUUAGAAUGGGCGAUGAGUGAAAUGAUAAGAAACCCUCAAAUAGCCAAGAAGUUGCAAGGAGAAAUUCAGUCUAGAGUAGAUAAACGUCGCAUGGUAAGGGAGUGUGAUUUAGUAAAUAUGGAGUACCUUCACUGUGUGGUCCAAGAGACAUUCCGUUUACAUCCUGCGGGGCCUCUGAUGUUGCCCCAUGAGUCUAGAGAAGCUUGCACUGUUCGUGGCUACCACAUACCUAACAAAACAAGGCUUGUGGUUAAUGUAUGGGCAAUGGGAAGAGAUCCAGCUGUAUGGGAGGAUCCCCUAAAAUUCGAUCCCGAAAGGUUUAUGGGAAAGAAUGUAAAUGGAAAAGGUCGAGAUUUCAACAUGCUCCCAUUUGGUGCUGGAAGGAGAGGUUGUCCUGGAGCUUACCUUGCCACUCAGAACAUCAAUCUUGUUUUGGCUCAACUCAUGCAUUGCUUUGAUUGGAAACUUGAAGGUAAUGAAGAUCCAUCAUGUUUGGAUAUGACUGAAACGUUCAGAACUAGCAUCCCUCGAAAAGUGAAUCUUUUUGCUAUUCCCACCUUGAAAGUAGAUAUGGGUUCUUAGCUUACCUAAUACUCAUAUAAUAAUAUCAUUACUUAGUAAAGAAUAUGUAAUUAGAGAUCAAACUAGCAAGCAUAAGGGAAAAGAAAGUUCACUAAUAAAUUUGAAUGCAACUAGGUAAAUUGCAACUCCUCAGUUGAGCUCCAUGGGAGCAAAUCUUGUUAUUGGAUGCAUUGAUAUAUGAUAUUAUGUCUUUUUUUUAAAGAUUUUAA